UGUGGUUUACAACAACCUGAAUUAGUUUUAGUUAGUUGUUCAAAUAUAGUUGAAUUUAAAUUUGUUUCAACUCAUCAAGCACUUGGUUAUCGUGGUUUUAAAAUAUUUUUUCAAACAAUUGAUGUACCUAGUAAUUGGGCAUGUAAACCAAGUGGUUUUACAACUCCAGCAAUAACAACAACAACUCGACCACCAACAACAUCAGGUGCAUUACCACCUAGUUUUCAAAUUGUUGCUUAUGGCGGAACAACAAAUAAUACACGUCAAUAUUGUAAAUUCCCAUUUAUAUAUCAAGGCAAUCAACAAAUAUCUUGUCUUCGAACAGAUCCACCAAGUUCACCAUCAGGUGAAACUUUUAAAGAGCCAUGGUGUUCAUUAACAAGUAAUUUUGAUACUGAUCAUCAAUGGGGAUAUUGUGAAUUAGGUGUUACUGAUUCAACAUUUUACGAUAUAUGUCAUAGUCAAUCACAAGUACUUAAAUGUCUACCCGGUUAUAUUAUUAAUAUAAUAACUGCUGAUUAUGCAGCGAAAUCUGAUGACAAUAUCGGUUCAGAUGCAUGUAUUUAUGAUAAAAAUGAUUGUUUUCAAAGUGAUUCAAUAACAAUUCAAGCAAAAUGUGCUGGUCUAACAUCAUGUACAGCAUAUCAUUUGGGUAAAACUUUAGCAUCAUGUCAAAAUCGACCCUCAGCUUAUUUACAUAUUGAUUAUACAUGUGUACCUAAUGAUAUUUCAGAAAUAAGUACAUAUGAUAUGUGUAAUAAUAAUACAUUACCACAAGGUGAUACUCGUCGUGGAUUUAUUGUAUCACCAAAUUUUCCAAAUACACAAAAAAAUCUUGAUUGUACAUUUAAUUUACAAACAUUAAAACCAUAUCAAGAUAUUUAUCUGUAUAUAAUCGAUAUGGAUUUAGAUAGUGCAACUCUUGCUCCAGCAACAUGUAUCAAAGAUCGAUUAAUUGUUACAGCUGAUAAUACUGUUAUGGAAAUGUGUGGUAGAUCAUAUACAAAGUUUUUACUUCAUACUUGUCAUUCAUCUGUAUCAUUUCAAUUAAUUCGAGCAUCUGAUGCUAAAGGACGUGGUGUUAAAUUUUAUUUCGAAUUUCGUGAAAGACCUCCAACUGAAGUUUGUCCUGUAUUGUAUACAACUACUUUGCGUUUAUCAACAGAACCUACAUCAAUCCAUACUUCAUCUUCACCCACUUUAUCAUCAUCUAGUAUUCAAACAUCAACUUCAACACAGAAGACAUCAAUAGCAUCAACUUCAACACAGAAGACAGCAAUCGCAUCAACUUCAACACAGAAGACAUCAAUAGCAUCGAUUACAACCUCUUACGUAUCAAUUAUUACAACUUUGAAUUCGACAUUAACCUCUAAUUUUACGACAAGUUCAAAUACAAGGUCAACAGCAAUAAAAAGUUCAACAGCAUCGAUUCUCGUCACAGAAUCAGCGGCAAUUAUUAUUUAUAAUUUCAAUUAUGUUUCAAUGUUAUUUUGCACAGUAUUGGCAAGGUUUAUAUUCGAACAUUAA
Messenger RNA from Adineta steineri, 1527 nucleotides. The record is from the annotation of a GenBank genome assembly. NCBI's taxonomy places the organism in Eukaryota, Metazoa, Rotifera, Eurotatoria, Adinetida, Adinetidae.